GCAGCAUCUGCAUCCCCCGUCGCCUUCGAUCCAAACCCCACCUCCCCACACCCUCGAAUCAUCAGCAGCAGCCGCUCCCAUGGCGCCCAAGGCGGAGAAGAAGCCGGUGGCCACGGAGAAGGCCCCGGCGGGGAAGAAGCCCAAGGCAGAGAAGCGGCCGCCGGCGUCCAAGGAGGGCGGCGACAAGAAGGGGAAGAAGAAGGCCAAGAAGAGCGUGGAGACGUACAAGAUCUACAUCUUCAAGGUGCUGAAGCAGGUGCACCCGGACAUCGGCAUCUCCUCCAAGGCCAUGUCCAUCAUGAACUCCUUCAUCAACGACAUCUUCGAGAAGCUCGCCGGCGAGUCUGCCAAGCUGGCCCGCUACAACAAGAAGCCCACCAUCACCUCCCGGGAGAUCCAGACCUCCGUCCGCCUCGUCCUCCCCGGCGAGCUUGCCAAGCACGCCGUCUCCGAGGGCACCAAGGCCGUCACCAAGUUCACCUCAUCCUAGGCUUCAGACGCGUUUCAUGAAUCCAUUGGAUUCUGUAUGUAGUUAGCUGCAACAUUGUGUUCUGAAUGUGUAAUCUUGUGCUGCUUGUGGGACUGAAGAAAUGUUCAUGUGACUGCUCAAUGAAUAUUCUUGCCGCUUGAAGAAA
This is a messenger RNA of Aegilops tauschii subsp. strangulata, 635 nucleotides long. RefSeq names its product histone H2B.3-like. Gene Ontology annotation, molecular function: structural constituent of chromatin; protein heterodimerization activity; DNA binding. Gene Ontology annotation, cellular component: nucleosome. NCBI's taxonomy places the organism in Eukaryota, Viridiplantae, Streptophyta, Magnoliopsida, Poales, Poaceae. The record is from RefSeq and is a predicted model, not a curated record.